Messenger RNA from Setaria italica (foxtail millet), 1496 nucleotides. RefSeq names its product pre-mRNA-splicing factor ISY1 homolog. The record is from RefSeq and is a predicted model, not a curated record. The transcript has 2 exons. The coding region runs from base 91 to 1026 and encodes 311 amino acids. Gene Ontology annotation, cellular component: post-spliceosomal complex; Prp19 complex; catalytic step 2 spliceosome. Lineage: Eukaryota; Viridiplantae; Streptophyta; Magnoliopsida; Poales; Poaceae. Gene Ontology annotation, biological process: generation of catalytic spliceosome for second transesterification step; mRNA 3'-splice site recognition.
UCCCAAUCGAACCCGCCCUCCCCUCGCCCCAAACCCUCGCCCAGCUCGCCGCCGCCGCCGCCGGCCGCCGUCUCCGCCCGACCGGCCGCCAUGGCUCGUAACGAGGAGAAGGCGCAGUCCAUGCUUAACCGCUUCAUCACGAUGAAGCAGGAGGAGAAGCGCAAGCCCCGGGAGCGGCGGCCCUACCUCGCCUCCGAGUGCCGCGACCUCGCCGACGCCGAGCGCUGGCGCUCCGAGAUCCUCCGCGAGAUCGGCGCCAAGGUCGCCGAGAUCCAGAACGAGGGCCUCGGGGAGCACCGCCUCCGCGACCUCAACGACGAGAUCAACAAGCUCCUCCGCGAGCGCGGCCACUGGGAGCGCCGCAUCGUCGAGCUCGGCGGCCGCGACUACUCCCGCAGCUCCAACGCGCCGCUCAUGACCGACCUCGACGGCAACAUCGUCGCCGUCCCCAACCCCUCCGGCCGUGGGCCCGGGUACCGCUACUUCGGCGCCGCCAGGAAGCUCCCCGGCGUGCGGGAGCUCUUCGACAAGCCGCCUGAGACGCGAAAGCGCCGCACCCGAUACGAGAUCCACAAGCGCAUCAACGCCGGGUACUACGGGUACUAUGACGACGAGGACGGCGUGCUGGAGCGGCUUGAGGCCCCUGCCGAGAAGCGCAUGCGGGAGGAGGUCGUUUCAGAGUGGCACCGCGUGGAGCGUGUGCGACGCGAGGCUAUGAAGGGGGUUGUGAGCGGCGAGGUGGCUGCUGCAGGUGGGCGCAGUGGGGAGGCUGCUAGGGAGGUGCUGUUUGAGGGGGUGGAGGAAGAGGUUGAAGAGGAGAGGAAGCGUGAGGAAGAACAGAGGGAGAGGGAGAAAGGGGAAGAGGCUGGGAGGGAAUUUGUCGCACAUGUGCCACUACCUGAUGAGAAGGAGAUUGAGCGCAUGGUCGUAGAGAGGAAGAAGAAGGAGCUGCUUAGCAAGUAUGCAAGCGAUACCCUUCAGGUCGAGCAAGAGGAGGCCAAGGAGAUGCUCAAUGUGCGACGCUAGAAAAGAUGGUUGGCCCAUUGCCUCAUUGGUGGAUUCUUCAUGGUUUGAAGCUGAGCACUGAAGUGCACUAAGGAACAACGUUUCAGUGGCUUGGCAUCGAUGCUAACCUGGAAGAUAUCUGGUGUAAAAGGAAAGAGGUUUGCUUGAAUUUGCAUCGGUCUGUUUAAUCAGCCUGGGUGACGACUGGUGCCUGGUGGCAAGUUGAUGAAGGCUAAACACCGGUGGUAGGAGCGCCGUUGAUGUGAGGCUGUGAGCACAGUGCGGUGUAACUGUUAUUAUCAUGUACUUAAACCAGUGGCUGCGCUGAUUGAUCUUUAGAAUUUCCGUGUACAAGCGAAUCGGAUGCUAUCAUCUACAGUAACUGUUUUCGCCCGGUUGUGCACAUCGUAUGCAGAUGCACUCUCUGGAAGCAUCAUAGAAAAUUUCAGUGAAACAAGGGAAUCUGAUGUUAUCAUAUUAUUUCAGUCUCA